Molecule: messenger RNA, 735 nt
Organism: Entamoeba histolytica HM-1:IMSS
Lineage: Eukaryota; Evosea; Mastigamoebida; Endamoebidae
Exons: 2
Coding region: 1-735 (244 amino acids)
Biological process (GO): regulation of transcription by RNA polymerase II
Molecular function (GO): protein dimerization activity; DNA-binding transcription factor activity, RNA polymerase II-specific; RNA polymerase II cis-regulatory region sequence-specific DNA binding
Source: RefSeq, a predicted model, not a curated record
AUGGGAAGAAAUAAAAUUCGAAUAGAACGAAUUGAAAAUGAAAAAAAAAGAGCAACUACAUUUCAAAAAAGGAGACAUGGUCUUAUUAAAAAAGCAAUGGAACUAAGUAUUUUGUGUGAUUGUAAAGUCUCUUUAAUGGUUUUUAAAGAUGAUAAACUUGUAGUUUAUAGUACAAAUAAUAUUAAAAAAAUGUUACUUGAAUUUGUAGAAUUUCAAGGUCAAUUCAUUUCAUUUACUAAUGAAGAUUAUUCUAAUGUAGCUGAUAAUCAAAUUGAUAUAGAACAACCAGAAAAACAAAUUGACAUUCCUAAGUCUAAUUCUGAAAUGUCUAAAUCAGUUACUCAAAAAGUUAAUCCACCUGAACCAAUUUCUACUUCACAAGUAAUAACUCAUGACCCUAUUCAACAAGAUAAUAAUUACUCUACACCAACAUCUGAUAAUUUAUUAAUUAAAUCAAAUACUAUUAUUCAACCAAAUAAUACUGAAGAUAUGCCUGAAUUACCAACUGGUUCUCCUUUAACAACUCCUUUAAAAAAAGGAAUGUAUAAUAUUUCUACAAUACCUCCAAUUCAAACAACAAAUUUAUCAAUAGAUUGUACUUCUCAAAACUUAGAGUUACAAAAACCAACAGAAUUUCAACACCCUUCGUUCAUAUCAUAUCAACCAAUUAAGAGAGAACCAAUAGAUCCUGACACUGAAAUAAUUCCUCCUAACAAGAAACAACUUCAGGAUUGA